Messenger RNA from Penicillium waksmanii, 990 nucleotides. RefSeq names its product isopenicillin N synthase family dioxygenase. The transcript has a single exon. NCBI's taxonomy places the organism in Eukaryota, Fungi, Ascomycota, Eurotiomycetes, Eurotiales, Aspergillaceae. The record is from RefSeq and is a predicted model, not a curated record. Gene Ontology annotation, molecular function: dioxygenase activity. Bases 1 to 990 code for a protein of 329 amino acids.
AUGCCUAUCUCAACAGAAUCAUCCUUCUAUCUCCCGGCUGUCGAUAUCAGCCCCUAUCUGGAGGACCCCAACAGUGAAGGCGCUCGCAAGGUAAUCGAUGACGUGCGAGCUGCAUGCCAGUCCACUGGUUUUUUCCAACUACUCGGACACGGAAUCUCCCCCGCCCUGCAGCAAUCUGUCUUCGCGGCAGCAGCUAGGUUCUUCGACCUUCCAAGAGAGGUCAAGUCACGUUGCAAGAGCGUUGGUUUCCGAGGAUACGAUCCUAUGGCUUCACAGUCGUACGAAGAAGAUGUACUACCAGACCUGAAGGAAGGCUUCAUCUCUGGGACGGACAUUCCCAUUGACGAUCCUCGAGUGGUGAGCCGGCGCUUCUUCAUGGGACCCAACAUUUGGCCGCCCAGUGAGCUGCUAGCUGAGGAAGACUUUCGGUACACUAUUGAAGAAUAUUAUGAGGCUAUGUUAAAGUUGUGCUGGUUGGUGUUGGAUCUUAUUGCGGCUACAUUGCCAUAUGGACCGCAUGUAUUCGAUGAGUUCAAAGAGAACGACCCUGCAUGCCCGCUUCGGCUGCUCCAUUACCCGCCUACCCCCGAGAUGGACCUGGCAAAGGGCCGCCAGCUAGGCAGCAGCGCACAUACGGACUUCGGAGCCAUUACGCUUCUUCUCCAAGAUGAACAUGCAGGUCUUGAGGUACAAGACCAUGAAACGGGUGAAUGGAUCGGAGUUCCUCCGAACAAAGAUGCCUACGUGGUCAACCUAGGGGAUAUGAUUAGCAGAAUCACCAGGGGAAAUUACAGAAGCAGCACUCACCGUGUCAUCAACAAGAAUCCGACCGACCGCUACAGUGUAGUGUUUUUCUUUGACGGCAAUGUGGACUAUAAAUUGAGGCCUCUAGAUUGUGUUGGGAAGGAUUCCGAUGAAGAGGAUGUUCUCACCGUGGAAGAGCACAUGAUGGAGCGUACAGCCACCACUUAUAAGCACAAGGCAAAGUAA